AUGCCGAAUGUCACUGCGCUCUUUCAAACUAUCCUUACCAACUGGGGGCCACUAACGACCACCUGGACUGCCCCAGCCCAUUGUGCCACCGAAUCUCCCCUCAUCAACAUCUAUAGUUCAGCAGAUCUGCCUGCUUGGGGGUGGUAUGCCCAAUGCUCGGUCGCGGUAUAUGACUGUGUGCCAACAGCCACGCACACAGCCGCACCAACAGUCACACUGUCAUCGACUGCCGGCCAUGCGAAAAUCGCGUAUUAUUCACCGGGACUCUACUGCCCCUCAGGCUAUGCCACGGUCGGGAUUGCCUCCCGGGAUGGAGACAAGCCAGUGAAUGCCACCGGGACCCUGAUGUCCCCCAGUACCACGUCUACUGAGCCACCGUCAUAUAACAAUCCAGUAAACCUCAUGGUGCAGGCUCUUGAUCCAAGUACUAUCUCUCAUUUCUCUACUGGUUUCAUCUUUGUUUUGGAGAAUUUGGACUUCUGCGAUCAAAAGCUGACUCCCCAUAGCUCUAUGACUGCCCAUACCGAAUUUCAGUGCUACUCCACCCUCACGGAUUACAAGCCAACAACCGGAUGUCGGAGACAGGCACGAGCUGCCGACUAUACCCGUGUUCCAGCAACAUACUUGUAUGAUGGGUCCACCGUCAGCGGUUACAUGUUCUCUCGUAUAUCUGACUCUCCCAUCACUACCGUAACAACGACAUAUGAUGCCAGUGAGACUUCCGACCUUCGGGCCAUCACUCAAGAUAGUCUUAUUGUUCUUAUACACAAGCCAUCUGAUCUGAAGUCCUCUGAUCUUGAAUCCGAUGGUCCCAAAUCUACAGGGGCAAGCACCACAUCCAAUGCCGCAGCGAGAUUGAAUUUGAAGUCAACUACGUGGAAUGGCCUGGGCACUGUUCUUGGAGUCUCCGCUCUUGGUAUGACUAUUGGGGCUGCUAUUAUGGUUCCAUUUUGA
This is a messenger RNA of Penicillium paradoxum, 954 nucleotides long. RefSeq lists its product as uncharacterized. The record is from RefSeq and is a predicted model, not a curated record. NCBI's taxonomy places the organism in Eukaryota, Fungi, Ascomycota, Eurotiomycetes, Eurotiales, Aspergillaceae. The transcript has 2 exons. The coding region runs from base 1 to 954 and encodes 317 amino acids.